GGCUUGAAGGACUGGGCGCCCAGCAGAGACAUGAGACGAGACGAGAGGCCUCAAGAUGCUCGGUAAGGAUGGCGGCAACGCCGACGAGGUUUCUCGCACCAGCCCUGUGUGUAUCAUAGGGCAAGCUAGGGUGUUGUUGGCCCAAGUUUCUGGGAAUCAGGGCGCAGGGACUGGCGUGGCGAGCGUGUGGAUGGCCAUCUUGAAAACGCAGCAUCCUCUAUCUCAGCCCUAGGGGUGUCCUGUGGGUUCGUCAAGGCGAGCCAGUUGAGCAGCCCAUGUUUUGAGACGCGACCCAAGUGCGGGCCAAACAGUAUCCUGAU
Molecule: messenger RNA, 320 nt
Organism: Gaeumannomyces tritici R3-111a-1
Lineage: Eukaryota; Fungi; Ascomycota; Sordariomycetes; Magnaporthales; Magnaporthaceae
Exons: 1
Coding region: 56-232 (58 amino acids)
Source: RefSeq, a predicted model, not a curated record